GGAAGUAUCCCGGGCUUGGGGGUGGGGGUUCGCCGCCGCACAGCUCCUGUCGCCGUCGCGGCUUCCGGUGCUAGGUGGAGGGAAGGAAGGAGGGCGCGGAGAAGCGGGCCCGCGGACCAGCUUCGCGGCGGUCGGCUCGGGGAGCGCGGAGGCAGCGGCCCGAGAGCCAGGCGGAACCUGCGGGGGCGGAGGUGGCGCUGGCAGCGGCAGCAGCGGCAGCCGCGGCGCCCGGAGCAGGAACAGGAUCAAGCCCUCCAUACCAGGGACCAGGCUAAACCCAGACUACCACUGCCCCUCCCUGGGUCCCACUGACCUCAGAAAGCAGCCACUGUAAUCAUGGGCAAUAUCUUUGGAAACCUUCUGAAGAGCCUAAUUGGGAAGAAGGAGAUGCGCAUCCUGAUGGUGGGCCUGGAUGCUGCAGGGAAGACCACCAUCCUGUAUAAGCUGAAACUGGGGGAGAUUGUCACCACCAUCCCUACCAUUGGGUUUAAUGUGGAAACAGUGGAAUAUAAGAAUAUCAGCUUCACAGUAUGGGAUGUAGGUGGCCAGGACAAGAUUCGGCCCCUCUGGAGACACUACUUCCAGAACACCCAAGGCUUGAUAUUUGUGGUGGACAGCAAUGAUCGGGAGCGAGUCAACGAGGCCCGGGAGGAGCUGAUGAGGAUGCUGGCAGAGGAUGAGCUCCGGGAUGCUGUGCUCCUUGUGUUCGCAAACAAGCAGGAUUUGCCGAAUGCUAUGAACGCUGCUGAAAUCACAGACAAGCUGGGGCUGCAUUCUCUGCGCCACCGCAAUUGGUACAUUCAGGCCACCUGUGCGACCAGCGGGGACGGGCUCUAUGAGGGCUUGGACUGGCUGGCCAACCAACUCAAGAACAAGAAGUGAGAGCAGGCAGCCCCGUCUGACUGCCCCACCCACUCCGCCACGUACCUGUUGUCUCCCUCCCAUAUUUCCUUCCUGCCUCCUGAAAGUGUGGCCAGUCCUGGGUAUCAUGUUUACGUGCCCAGCAAGAGCCUUGCCUCCUGUGCCUCCCUCCCUCCCUCUCUCCCUCCCUCCCUCCCUCCCUGUCACUGACAUGAUCAGUCCCCCACUGCUGUCCUGAUGAUGAAUCAUUCCAAUUUACUGGAUUUAAAACAAACGAGGCUGUUAUGGUUUCAUGGGGUGGUCUCCCUGCUGGGCUUCAGGAGGAAGAGGGGCUGUUCUUUCCGGGGGCUGUUUGGCACUGGCUCCUUCCCUGUCCCCCUGGCCACUCUGCCCCAGCUUCCUUUCCUCCUAACCCUCUCCUGUUCUACAUGGAAAUUGCACGGGCCUCUCUGUGUGUGCGUGCAUGUGUGCGCCUGUAUAUACGUGUAUAGAGAGAUAUAUAUGUGGGGGUCGGGGGAGGGAGUGGAGAGCAGCUCGGGGCUUGCGGCCAGGACACUGCCCAGGGGAGCCCGUCAUCUGCCCUCUGUGUUGGUGAGAUCAGGGGGAAAUGGGGGUGGGUCCCGUUGCUUUCCUCUCCGCAGGAGGUGUUCCUGAUGUUAGGACAGAUGGUGGACUCUGCAGCCGUCUUCCUUGUAUUUCUUCUCCACCCUUAUGAGCGUGAGAAACGGCAUUUUUCUCUAGAUGACUGUUCCUACGAGAUGCCGUCCUGUGCUGCCUCGUUGGUGGGAAGGAGAGAGGAACCCGCUCACUUUGAUCAGUCCUCCCCACCAUCAUGAGAUCCUCCCCAGAAGCUCAGAGGGAGGUGGGUUGUGGGACCUGCAUGGCCAGGGGUGGAGCAUGAUCUAUUUCCAUCUUGUUCUUGUUACUAGAAGGUAAGGUGUGGAGCAUCCUGCCUCUGCCCUCCUGGACCUUCCUCAGUCUUCCGAGCUUGGGCCUGGGUGGCUCCAUCUGUCCUUGGGCAGAUUCUCUCACCUAGUAGUCCUGCUGGCCUGCUGGGGACCGACCAGGUGGGGUAACAGAAGCCAUGGCGUAGGGGUGACCUAGCAGACCUCAGUAUCAACCCCUGUGCUCCAGUCUCUUUCUAGUGCAGGACCAGCUAAAGACGAUGUUCGGCUGUGUGCGGGCCUCAGACCCUCCUUGCUUUCCUCAGUCCUCACACACGACCCUGAAUAGGUUUAGGGGGUUAGAAUGGAGGAAACAGGACCCUGUGCGGCUGGUGUUGGGACAGUGAUAAUCGGGGCCUCCUUUCUCCAUCCUGUGGUGGUCGGAUGCUGCUGCGGGUCUGUAGGAGGCCCUUGCUUACUCCUGAGGCUCUGACCUGGGUCCUGCCCCAGUGAGGCCGUGGCUGCCCUGUGGGCUCCUGUGUGUGCUGGCUGCGCCCUGAGCUCCAAACCAGCUGUCGUAACCUCUCUGCUAAGGCCAGGACCCUGGGCCCUCUGCAGGAUGGCUGAGGGACGGACCCCUGCCAGAAGGCCCUGCUGAGCUCCACUCUGGCCGGGUUUCCUGCCGGCUUUGUCCACAGCAGGCAGAUCAGUUCCCCAGCCUACCCCAGCCGAACUGAGAGGUUCCAGGGGUGUCUCCCUCAGUGCACUUAGUGCUGUGUUACUAAACCCCAGAUACCGUGUGUGUGUGUGUGUGUGUGUGUGUGUGUGUGUGUGUGUGUGUGUGUGUGUGAUGUGUGUGUGUGUGAUGUGUACCUGGGGGGUGCCGGGUGUUCUGUUUCCUUUUACAGUGAGUUAGUUCAUCACUCUCACUCCGGACACUGCCCCCCCCCACUUUCUGAUUUUCCCCUCUGUUGCCACUCUGUGAGCUCUGCUUUGCCUUCUCAGUUCCUUCACUGUUGUGGCCUGUUUGUUUUUCUUUUCCUUGUUUUUGUCUUCUGUUUGAUUUUCUCCCCUCUUUGUGAGUGGUGAGGACUGUGCCUCUUCCUCUGCCGCGCUUUCUGACCUUGCCUCUUAGGUAGUAGUUCCACAUAGGUUUCGUGCAUCGCAGGCCUCAGUCCACCCCACCCACUGCCCCAGCAUCUUGGUUUUCUCAGCCUCCUGGGACCAGCCUGAGGCCGAGCAGGCUGAGGCAGCUGAAGAUGUUGACUUGAUGCUGCUCCAGAUAUGUCCAGCAGGGGGCAGUAACAUCUUGGUAACAUCUCUGGCUCCUGGGGGGAGGUGGGGGACGGGCCUUUCUAUGUUCCCAUUCACCUAACAAGUCCUUAGGGGUUGGGGGUUCCAUUCCAUUUCUGUAAACUCCCUCUCCGGCUUUUCUGAAGUUGGUUUAAUUGUUGAUCUUCCUUGUUCCAGCUUUCUUUCUGGGGAUUCCCCCUUCCUUCCCUCUGCCUCCUCCGAAGUUUGUGGUGUUACAGUGGUAUCUGCAGUUCUGAAGUGGGAUUUUCUUUUUCCUUUCUCUGGAAUGUAGACUGUAUAUGUUUAAUAACUCACCUUCUCUAUCCUUGCUCAAAAAUGUGGGAUAAUGCAAUGACUGUGACCCUGGUUGGAAAUUAAACUUGUCUUAUGCAGCUUUG
Messenger RNA from Peromyscus leucopus (white-footed mouse), 3436 nucleotides. It is a transcript of the gene Arf3, whose product is annotated as ADP ribosylation factor 3. Gene Ontology annotation, molecular function: GTP binding; GTPase activity. The transcript has 5 exons. Gene Ontology annotation, biological process: intracellular protein transport; vesicle-mediated transport. The coding region runs from base 337 to 882 and encodes 181 amino acids. Gene Ontology annotation, cellular component: plasma membrane; cytoplasm. NCBI's taxonomy places the organism in Eukaryota, Metazoa, Chordata, Mammalia, Rodentia, Cricetidae. The record is from RefSeq and is a predicted model, not a curated record.